CUACCGAGUGUGCCGCCGGAGUCAAUCUAAGGCCUCUCGACCCGCCCAGCCAUGCGUCGUAUGCGUUGCUUCCUAACAUCGCCUACUUUGAGUUUGUCGAGAUACAGCCUCGUGAUGAAGAAACUCCUACUGUUGAUGACGAUGGCGAUCCCGGUGAGAUGAAGCUUGUAGAUCUUGUGGAUGUCAAAAUUGGUCAGACCUAUGAGCUGGUUGUCACCACCUUUGCAGGUCUUUACAGGUACCGAGUUGGUGACCUUCUCACCGUGACUAGCUUCUAUAAUGCAACACCAUUGUUCCACUUCUCGGGACGACAUGAUGUUAUCUUAAGUAUAGACCAUGAGAAGAUAAGCGAGGAGGAACUACUCAGGGCAAUUUCACAGGCUAUUGAGCUCCAUCUUGGCCCUCUUGGAUACAUGCUCNGUGGAAGCACCGCGUUUGCAGACAUAUCCAAGUUGCCAGGCCACUACGUCCUGUUCUGGGAGCUAACCAACGCAAGGAGUAACCACGUGGUUGGCGACAUCCCCGAUCAAUCCGUCAUGGAGAAUUGUUGCUCGACAGUUGAAGAAUGCUUUGACCAAAUGUACUGCAAAAGCAGGCAGCGUGCGAACAUCACCGCGCUCGAGAUAAGGGUGCUUGAGCAGGGUGCGUUCGACGCUCUCAUGGACUUCUUCGUGUCUAGAGGCGCAUCAGCGGGCCAGUACAAGACUCCAACGGCUAUUCGGUCAAAAGAAGCGAUGACUGUGUUGGAAGAGAGGCUGGUGGCAAGGUUCUUUAGCAAAGAAAUUCCCCGUGGUUAUCUAUAUGAUGAUUACGUGAAGAAAUGAUUGAUGCCCUGACGGGUUGAUUAGGGGACUAGUGUUCUACUCAUUUGUACGGAUACAUAUGUGUUAAUCCCCAUGGAAGUGCAAUAAAUAUGGUUAGAGACUACGCGCAAAAAAAAAGAUAUAAGACGUGACAUUCUUUC
Molecule: messenger RNA, 964 nt
Organism: Triticum aestivum (bread wheat)
Lineage: Eukaryota; Viridiplantae; Streptophyta; Magnoliopsida; Poales; Poaceae
Product: probable indole-3-acetic acid-amido synthetase GH3.7
Exons: 3
Coding region: 159-824 (221 amino acids)
Cellular component (GO): cytoplasm
Molecular function (GO): acid-amino acid ligase activity
Source: RefSeq, a predicted model, not a curated record